AUGGUAGGAUAUCCUGGACAGCGCCCAUACGGCGGUGGUCCGCCCGCGCCUCGUCCUGGUCCCGGUCCCGGUCCCGGCCCUGCACCGCGGGGCCCUCCUCCCCAGCAGUACGACAACUACCAGCAAGAUGGGUACGGCUACGAUUACUAUGACGACGGAGGCUACGGCCCAGAAUACGGCGGUCAGUACCAGCAGGAUCCCAACUACGGCAGAGGCCCGCCGCCCCCGCUGAACCAAGGCUACCCGCCCCAGGACUACUACGGUAGCGGUCCUGGUCCCAAUGGCCCGCCGAGAGGAGGACGGCCGCCUCAAAUGGGAAGAGGCGGCGGUCCUAUACCACGCCCACCAACGGCUGAUGGAGCUCGCGGCACGCCCCCGUCCCGCGGCGGGUCUGGAGGCCGAGGAGGCUUUCCCAUGGGUCGAGGAGGUCGCCCUGCUCAGUACGAACGAUCUGCAAACUCUGAUCCUGCACCCAACCGCCCUCGACCACAAGACCCCGGACCAUUGAGCCCGGCUGGUCCCCAAGGUUUCGGCGGCGCCUUCCCGGCCUUUCCAGGGCACGGUCGCAAGACGGAUCUUGAUGAAGAAAAUGCGAUAUUGAACAAGAUGGCCGGAAUGGAUAUCUCCGGGGGAGCCCCUCGGCCUCCUGGUCCCCCUGACGGCAGGGCGCCGCCACCGCGAGGUAACCCAGAACCUCGUCGCGGCCCGGACCCAGGAUACGGACCCGACUUCCGAGGCGACGGCUAUGGCCCACCAGGACCCCCGAGAGACGACUUCGGCCCCCCUCAAAGGAGCAUGACGAUGCCUAUGAACGACGGGUCUCAGCGACGCCCGCCUCCGCCACGCAUGGACCCCUAUGGUGGUCCCGGGGGACCGCCACCGCGCAAUGGAAUCCCCCCUCGACCGUCAACUGCCCAAGGCAACCGCCCGCCACCGCAGCGUAUGCAUCCGAACCAGAUGCCGCCGCUGCCGCAGCAGCAGCAGCCCCAACCCCAACAGAUGGCUCCUCAAUAUGGCGGAUAUGGUGGAGAAUAUGAAGGGGACCAAGACGGAUACCGAGAUGCCAGAGCAUCUUUCGGUGAUGUCUAUGAUGCCUACUACCAUUCUACACGCAUGAGCAACCAGAGCAAUGCCAGCUACGCCCAGCCUGACGUCCCCGACUUCAAUGCGCCGCCGCCCAAUGGCCCCCGCGGCUCCUUUGACCAGCACAUCAGACCGGGUAUCGUCGCCGAGCACACCCAGCCGGGCGCUAAACGCGUGCCGGAGAUGAGCCGAACCAAGUCGCAGCCGGAUCUGAGGCAAUCGCAGCAGGCCGUCUUUGAGAUGGCUAACGAUGCUCCGCCGAUGCCGCCGAUGGGCCACGGUUACCAAGAUGCUUACAACGUACCUAACGGAUGGGGCCAGCCGCAAAACCCGCAAAUGGGACGUCCGGGCUUCCCUCAGGGCCCUCCUCCAGCUCGCGGCCCCGAUAAUUUGCCAUCCCACCCAGCCCCCGUAAGACCCGGUCACAUGCCCAAUUCCAUGGUGAACAUGGGCGACAAGCCUGCGCCGAUCCGCAACUACAGCGGCGCCUCCAACGGACCGACGCCUCCAGCCGGUCCCGGCGGCGCACCUCCACCGCAGCAGCAGAUGGUGUCUCAGCAACCGAGCAAGUCCUCGAUGCAAGAGAUCACCACGCCGGUCACCCAAGACGAACUGGAGCGGUUGCGUCAGAUCGUCAAGACGAACCCCAACGACCAAGAGUCCGCCUUGAGGCUGGCAAAGAGACUUGUCGAGGCUGCCGAUGUUCUUGCCCCCGCGCUCGCGGAUCCCAAGAUGAGGACUCGCACCCGCGAGAGAUUCCUCGCCGACGCCAACAAAAUUCUCAAAAAGCUAUCGUCGAGCGCGCAGAACCCCGAAGCCAUGUUCUUCUACGCCGAUUGCCUUGGCCGGGGCUUGUUUGGACCCGAGCCCGACAACAAGGAGGCUUUCACGCUGUACCAGUCCGCUGCGAAGCUUGGCCACGCCGCCGCGGCCUACCGAACGGCAGUAUGCUGCGAGAUCGGCCACGAAGAGGGCGGCGGUACCAGGAAGGAUCCCCUGAAGGCCAUUCAGUGGUAUAAGAGAGCUGCUACUCUAGGGGACACGCCGGCCAUGUACAAGGUCGGCAUGAUCCUGUUGAAGGGACUCCUCGGUCAGCCGAAGAACCCCCGCGAGGCUGUUGGCUGGCUCAAGAGAGCUGCGGAACGGGCCGACGCCGAAAACCCCCACGCAUUGCAUGAGUUGGGUCUCCUUUAUGAAUCGGCUGCGCCCAACGACGCAAUAAUCAAGGACGAAGCGUACGCGUUUUCGCUCUUCAAGCAGGCGGCCGACCUCGGCUACAAGUUCUCACAGUACCGCCUGGGUUGCGCGUUCGAAUAUGGUCUGAUGGGCUGCCCCGUCGACCCCCGGCAGUCCAUCAUGUGGUACUCCCGCGCUGCACAGCAGGGCGAACAUCAAGCCGAGUUGGCGCUCAGUGGUUGGUAUCUUACAGGUAGCGACAAUGUCCUCCAGCAGAGCGACACAGAGGCGUAUCUAUGGGCCCGCAAGGCUGCCACGGCCGGCCUGGCAAAGGCCGAGUAUGCGAUGGGUUACUUUACUGAGGUGGGCAUUGGUGUGCCGGCUAACAUGGAGGACGCGAAGCGGUGGUACUGGAGAGCGGCUGCCCAAAACUUCCCCAAGGCCCGUGAGCGUCUCGAGGACCUGAAGCGCGCUGGCAAGAAUGGCCCCCGUCAGCGGGAGCGCAUCUCUCGCAGCAAGAUUGGCAAGCAGCAGGAGGGCGAGUGCUCCGUCAUGUAG
Colletotrichum navitas is the source of this 2817-nucleotide messenger RNA. RefSeq lists its product as uncharacterized. The record is from RefSeq and is a predicted model, not a curated record. Gene Ontology annotation, molecular function: protein binding. NCBI's taxonomy places the organism in Eukaryota, Fungi, Ascomycota, Sordariomycetes, Glomerellales, Glomerellaceae. The transcript is spliced from 3 exons. Bases 1 to 2817 code for a protein of 938 amino acids.